UCUAUUUCGAUUCCGUCACGGGAGUAUCUCAGUCUAUUGCUCUUGGCGCCAAAUUUCGUCGCUGCAGUCGGUGACUGAUCUUCUCUCUUAUCAAACCCUAGCUCUUGCUGCAUCAGUGCAUUGUAGAAAUUGGAGUACACAGGAGCAUCGCAGAGGCCUCAGAUAUCUAUUCCCAAACCUAAACAUCUUAUCCGAUGGUCGAGCCUCGCCCAAAACGCCCCAAAAUCAGCAGAGGGGAAGAUGAUUAUAUGCUAGGGAAUAUUGUUGAGAUUGAGCUACAUAAUUUCAUGACCUUCAAUAAGUUGACAUGCAAGCCGGGCUCACGGCUAAACCUCGUUGUUGGACCGAAUGGGUCUGGUAAGAGCUCUCUCGUAUGUGCCAUUGCGCUUGGGCUUGGUGGUGAGCCUCAGCUUCUUGGGAGGGCUUCAAGCAUUGGAGCAUUUGUGAAGCGUGGUGGGGAAGUGCGUGGUUAUAUUAAGAUUUCUCUGAGAGGGAACACUAAGGAGGAGCAACUUACCAUUAUGCGCAAAAUAGAUACACGUAACAAAUCUGAGUGGCUAUUUAAUGGCAAAGUGGUGACAAAAAAGGAUGUAAUUGAAGUAAUUCAGCAAUUCAAUAUCCAAGUUAACAAUUUGACUCAAUUUUUACCACAAGACAGGGUUUGUGAAUUUGCUAAGUUAACACCAAUUCAACUUCUAGAAGAGACAGAAAAGGCUGUCGGUGAUCCUCAACUUCCAGUCCUGCAUCGUGCUCUUGUUGAUGAAAGUGGUGAAUGGAAGAAGCUUGAACGAACCAUCCAGCGAAACAGGGAAUAUUUGGAUCAGCUAAAGGCACUUAAUACUGAGCAAGAAAGAGAUGUUGAGCGUGUUCGUCAAAGAGAAGAAUACCUGGGAAAGGUUGAGUCUAUGAAAAAGAAAUUGCCAUGGCUGAAGUAUGAUAUGAAGAAGGCUCAAUAUAUGGAAGCUAAAGAGCAGGAAAAUGAUGCUAAGAAGAAGUUGGAUGAAGCUGCCAAAACUUUGAACGAAGCUAGGGAACCUAUUGAGAAACAAAAGAAAGAGAAAGCAGCUCAAGAUGCUAAAUGCAAAAAAGUAAGAAGUCUAUUGGAUGACAAUGCCAAGAAACGUAUGCAACUUGUGGAAAAAGAAAACCAUUUGGGAGUGCAAGUUCUUGGUAAAUAUAAUGAAAUAGAAGAGUUGAAGAGACAAGAAGAGUCUCGUCAAGAAAGAAUUGCAAGGGCAAAAGGGGAGCUUAAUGCUGCAGAAGUGGAGCUAGCAAACUUGCCACCGUAUGAGCCUCCUAAGGAUGAACUUGAAAGGUUAGGUGGUCAAAUUCUGGAGCUGGAAGAGACUGCAGGGGAGAAGAGGCACCUGAAAGCAGAGAAGGAAAGGCUCCUAGCUCAAAGCAAAGGAACCUUAAGGCAGUGCAUUGAUAGAUUGAGGGAUAUGGAGAAUGCAAAUAAUAAACUUUUACAGGCGUUGCGGAAUUCUGGUGCUGAAAAGAUAUUUGAGGCUUACCGCUGGGUGCAAGAACAUCGCCAUGAGUUUAAUAAGGAGGUGUAUGGCCCUGUGUUGCUUGAGGUUAAAGUCUCAAAUCGAGUUCAUGCAGACUACAUAGAAGGUCAUAUCCCUUAUUAUAUCUGGAAGUCUUUCAUAACCCAAGAUGCUGGUGAUCGUGACUUCUUGGUCAAAAACCUUGGGUCAUUAGAUGUUCCGGUUAUAAAUCAUGUAGGAGAUGAAAGUCAUUUUGAAGAGCCCUUUCAUGUGUCUGAGGAGAUGCGUGCUCUUGGCAUCUAUUCUAGGCUGGACCAAGUGUUUGAUGCGCCAAAUGCUGUCAAAGAAGUUUUGAUUGGCCAAUUUGGGCUGGAAAAUUCUUAUAUUGGUUCCAAGGAAACUGAUCAGAGGGCUGAUGAGGUCCUUAGACUGGGAAUUUUGGAUUUUUGGACUCCAGAAAAUCACUAUCGAUGGUCUAAGUCCCGUUAUGGCGGGCAUGUUUCAGCUAUGGUAGAACCCACAGAUCGUUCUCAUCUUCUUUUGUGCAAUCAGGAUAUGGGGGAAAUUGAGAGGCUUAGGUCCAGGAAAAAGGAACUGGAUGAAACUAUUACACUUUUAGAUGACAAUAUGAAAUCCCUUCAGACUGAGCUAAGACGUGCAGAGGAUGAAGCAGCUAAACUUCACAGGCAGCGUGAGGAGAUUAUAAGCAUUGUACAACUUGAGAAGAGGAAACGGCGUGAAAUGGAAAACCGUAUUAAUCAAAGAAAGAUAAAAUUGAAAUCGAUGGAGCGGGAGGAUGACCUGGACACCAUCAUUGCAAAGCUAGUUGACCAUGCUGCAAAACUAAAUAUUCAACGGUUCCAAUGUGCAAUUGAAAUUAAGAAUUUAAUCGUUGAAGCUGUUUCUUUCAGAAGAAGCUUUGCUGAAAAAACUAUGGCUUCCAUAGAACUUGAAGCAAAGAUUCGAGAAAUGGAAGUCAAUGUCAAACAGCAAGAAAAAUUUGCCCUGCAAGCAUCUUCGCAUUUUGAAUAUUGUAAGAAGGAGGUGGAGGAUUGUCGACAACAGUUAUCAGCAGUGAAGAGGCAUGCAGAAUCAGUUGCCAUAAUCACUCCAGAACUUGAACAGGCAUUUCUUGAGAUGCCUACCACCAUUGAGGAGUUGGAGGCUGCUAUUCAAGAUACUAUUUCUCAAGCUAAUUCUAUUUUUCUUCUAAACCACAACAUUCUAGAAGAAUAUGAAAGUCGUCAGAAAAAAAUAGAGGAACUUUCAAAGAAACAGGAAUUAGAUGAGAAGGAAUGGAAAAGGCAAUUUGAUAAAAUAAACGCUUUAAAGGAAAGUUGGCUUCCAACAUUGAGAAGCCUCGUUUUUCAGAUAAAUGAGACGUUUAGUCGUAAUUUCCAAGAGAUGGCCGUUGCAGGAGAAGUUUCAUUGGAUGAGCAUGAUAUGGACUUCGAUAAAUAUGGGAUACUUAUAAAAGUAAAGUUCAGGCAAGCAGGACAACUUAAAGUACUCAGCGCCCACCAUCAGUCUGGAGGGGAGCGUUCAGUUUCAACCAUUCUUUACCUUGUUUCCAUGAGUCGUGAUCUAACAAACUGCCCCUUUAGGGUGGUUGAUGAGAUAAAUCAAGGAAUGGACCCCAUAAAUGAAAGAAAGAUGUUUCAACAAUUAGUCAGAGCUGCCAGCCAGCCCAAUACACCACAGUGUUUCUUACUUACGCCAAAGCUGUUGCCAGACUUGGAAUAUAGGGAGGCAUGCAGCAUUUUGACCAUAAUGAAUGGCCCUUGGAUUGAGCAGCCUUCAAAAGUGUGGAGUAGCGGAGACAACUGGGGUUCUGUUAUGGGGUUAUUGGGUGCAAGUCGUUGCUAAAAGAUAUCUAUCUGUGUCUAUAUCUAUCUCACCAUGAUUGCUAUUGUUGAAGGGUGCGGUGACAUUCUUGGAUAAUCUAUCAAAAGAGAGCUGUGUUUUGUAAAGCGUUCAUGCUUGUUAAUUUAUCCCUUUUGCUCUUUGAUAUUUAUGCUCUGUUUUAAAAUACUUUUUAACCUCAAUAUUGUCUCAAGAAACGUCUAUGUAGGAGUAAAACAAACCAGUAGAGUAACCUUGGACUCUGUGUGUACCAUGGAAUGUUUUUUUAUUUGGGUGAUUCAAUAGCAACUUUAGCCUUGCUGUGCUGAGUUUCGCUGUUUAGUUGGAGAUGAUUGCCAGACUGCUAAAUCUUGCUUUUAAAAAAAUAUAAAAUAAAUUCCCUUAUUAGGA
Molecule: messenger RNA, 3743 nt
Organism: Camellia sinensis
Lineage: Eukaryota; Viridiplantae; Streptophyta; Magnoliopsida; Ericales; Theaceae
Gene: SMC5
Product: structural maintenance of chromosomes 5
Biological process (GO): double-strand break repair via homologous recombination
Cellular component (GO): Smc5-Smc6 complex; nucleus
Molecular function (GO): single-stranded DNA binding
Source: RefSeq, a predicted model, not a curated record